UGAAAAAAAUUUUUUCUUUUCUCACUUGACGUCUUGACCUCUGUCAUUCGUUUGAUAUUUAAAUAAAAAAUCCGAUCUAUCCGCGAGUGUUAAGUGAAUUUAAAGUAACAAUGUACAAAAACAAUGUUAAAUACAACAUUAAAAGAUGAUUUUUCAUUAUGAUGAAACAAGAAUUGCAGUUAAAUCAUUAUUUAUUUCGUCUGACAUAACCUUAACGGUCCCUAAAUCGGAGAAGGGCGUUAAACGUAUUAUAUAUAAAAAUGCACAAAGUACAAAAUCAAAGUGAAAAAAAAAUGUCCCAACUACCAGGAUGGUUGUGGCCAAAUUCAAAUAUAUUACCUCCAAUUUACAAAAAAAUUUGGGAAUCCGUUCGCGAAGAUAAAUCACGACCUGGUGUUAUUCUAAGUGAAGUUCUCGUUGAUACAAAUAAAAUUUUUCCACUUCUCCUCACAAGUCAAUUGUCAACUGAAGUUCUCGGCUAUAUUUGGGGUAUUGCAAAUAAAAAAUAUGCUGGUCAGUUAACAGAACAAGAAUUAUAUACAGUUUUAGCAUUAGUUGCACUUGCCCAAGCAUCAUAUCCAUUUAAUAGCAUUGACGUUUUACAUCAUAUUCGAGUGCCACCAAUUCCCAAUCUCAAUAUUUCCCUCUUUGAUUCUAAUAAUCAAUCAAAACAAGAAUCAAAAGUCCUUCCCACUUCUGAAUCUAGUGUACAAAAUUCUUCAAAUUCAACAAAUUCUAACACUAAUGUUAAUUCCAGUUCUAUGUCCCAUUCGAAUUCAUUUUCUCUCUCCCGAUCUGCGAAUCGAACAAAUUCCGCAAUAACAUCAACAACGGAUAAUUUAUUUCAUGAUUCACGCAUAGAGGCAAAAAAUUCUUCAUCAAGUAAUAAUUGUGGUUUUGGUGUUAAUUUUUCCGAGUCAUUGCAAACGACACGUAAAUAUCAUUCGAGCGAUUCAAGCGAUGAUUUCUCAGAGUUUCAAAGUGCACCAUUGCCGACAAUUCCACAAAUUCCCAUGUGGGACUCGCGACAAGGUUCUGCAAUUGGUAGUCGAUUGGCAAAUCAUAAUUUAGGUGUGAAAAAAUCAAUGGAAAAAUUGAAAAAAAAUCCAACGACAAAAAUGCAAAAAUUUGUUAAAGAAUUGGAUUCGUGUCAAUCGACAAAUCACGAGAGAAAUUUUCUCGCUAGCAAUGAUUUACAAUUAAUUGAUUCAGGAAAUACGACAUUCUAUCGUGAUGCAAAUUUUGAUGGUUUAACGGAUUUAUUUCCAAAGUGCAGUCUCAAGAGUCAAUCGAAAACGGUGAUACUUAAAGAUACUAUUAUUCGUAAUGAGCCUACAAAAAGUGUCGAGAUUAGUUCAAAUAAUAUUUCUGAGCAGGAGAAGAUUUCAUCAAAUUAUGUGGAAAAAACUCCAAAUACAAAUAAGUUCCUUCCUGCGGAGAGUGCGAAAGAUCUGAUGAAUUUACAACAAACGGAGGAUAAAUACAGUGCACUACGUGUUUUAGAUGAAGUGCCUGUUGGAAUUUUUAAUAAAACUGACGCCGAGUCUGUUGAUACAUUUGCUGCCGAUGAUUUUGGUGAUUUUGUUUGUGCCGAGCAACCGACAAGUGUCCCAUCAUCGAUCGUUGAACCUUUUUCCACCGAGACAAAUGUUGAUUUAUUCUCUGAAUUUGAUUUCAAAGGUGACGAUUUUCUUAUUUCUGGAAAUAAAACAGAAACUUCAUUGGUUCAAGAAAUUUCUGAUGCAUUUGAUGCAUUGGGAUUUGAGGAAUUCCGGGAACAACCACCAAUUGAAGGUAAAUUCGAUGUUGAGAAAGCAGUUCCUAAAGAAGAUUGUCUCUCAGUCAAUAGUAUAGAAUUAGGAAAUAAUGCAACAGGAGUUCUCACUCGUUCCGGAUCCGUUCCAAGUCUCGAUCUUAAAUCUUUCUUUACUCCAAAUCACGAUGACGAGAGCGCAAUAGAAAAUAUGCAACAGAUGAUUUAUUGGGAGUGGAAGCAUUACAUGGAAAGUUGUGUUCUUCUAUUACAAGUUGCAGCAAAUAUAUUCUCAAAUAUCUCGUCAGAAGCAGUUUUACGAGAAGUUCUUGCUUCCGCACAAGGAUACAAUUUUCUGUGCAAUUUAGCGGAAGUUGCUGCAGUUUGUCGACGAGUUAAUUUCUCGCACAAAGAAAUGGACAUUAAUAUUAUGGGUUUUGAUGAUUUGCUGAUGGAUAUCGAUCGAAUUUGGGCCGAAAUGGAGCCAUUCUACACAAACAUACCGAUUGUGACAGAAUUACCAGUGUGGCCAUUACAUCAAAAUGAUAAUGUAACGUGCGCACUUUGCUUAACAGUCAUAACGAGUGGCAAAGUGUCUCAUAAUGAGAGCAAUUAUCACGUGACGUGCGCAAAUUUAUGGUUGAAUUGCGUAAACAGCAAUCUUCCUGUUCUACGAAAUCCCACAAUUCAAUCUCACUUUGCAAUUACAAAUAGCAUAAAUCAGAUAUAAAACAAACAAAAAAUUAUAUAUUACAUUUCAGUCAUUCUAUUUAUAUUAAUAAUAAUUAAUUAAUUAUUAUUGUUAAGUUUCUUGUUUAAAAGUCAUUUUUUAAUUUCUUUUUAGAUUUGAAAAUCCCCGAUGGAGAGAAAAAUAACCUCAGAAAUGAAACUGUGAUCCUACAACAUGAAAUUAUUUAUUUAAAACGAAAUUUCUUUUUUCCCCUGUUAAUAAUCGAUUUAAUUUUCUUAAUUUAAUCUCAAUAUUAAAAAAGAAUAAUUAAGAAUCUCAUUUUUUCUCUAUUGAAUUUUUUUCACUUAGAGGUAGUUUUAGGGUAGAAAAAUGUCUUCUAAAUGUUAUUGAUUAGGAAGAAAUUCUUGAAAUAUUGUUAAUUGUUUUAAAUUGAAAAUUUUUAGCUAUAAACAUUUGAAAUGUUACUAUAUGUAUUGUCCGUCCGUUUUCGAAUAUUUUGAGUAUCUCACUUUAUUUGUAGAAUAUAUUCAAAGUGAUUUAUUUGAAAUAAAAAUAUUUUAAAUCCAAA
Molecule: messenger RNA, 3012 nt
Organism: Leptopilina heterotoma
Lineage: Eukaryota; Metazoa; Arthropoda; Insecta; Hymenoptera; Figitidae
Product: synergin gamma-like
Exons: 6
Coding region: 261-2483 (740 amino acids)
Cellular component (GO): clathrin coat of trans-Golgi network vesicle
Molecular function (GO): protein binding
Source: RefSeq, a predicted model, not a curated record